CUCAACCCGGACGCAGUACGGAAGAAACGUCGAGCACGCCGAGAGUACCGUCCUCGUGACACAUCUUACCCAUUCUUCUCUCUUCAUCCAUGGCAACAAGAAAACGUGGGAAAAUCUGUCCAGCCUGCCGGAAAUUGAUCAGUGAUCCUCGGAUAAAAGUUAUGUCAUGAAUGUUCGUAUCUUGGACUAUCCGAUUCUGCGGUGUCCUUAAGUGAAGAAGACGGUAUAUCGGAGAGCCGUGACAAAAGGUUAUCAAUGACUCGAUACCGCGGCAAGAUAAAAGAUGCGUGGUAUUACUGAAUGGUUUUGUUAAACGUUCCGAAGGUUGCGCUGAAGCAUACGUGAAUGGAAAACUGUUUGUGAUCUCUUGCGAUGCUUUUUACAGUGUAUUGCGUAGUGCACGUACACGGUAUGUCACAGUGAAGCAGUUUAAUGACGGACUCAGCUUUUAUCAGCGGUGUAUUCCGUGUAAAAGGAAAUUUUGGGAAGAAUUGAUUCGACCUGUUAAUUCGCCCUGUUACACUCCUAUUGGGAACAACAGGUUGAAGCUGGAAUCUAUGUAUGAUAAGUUUCAAGAUACUUCUGGGAACGAAGCAGAUUAUAGCUGCAGCGUGAUCACUGAAACACAGCACUUCAAAGAGCAGCAGGGAUACUAUCAAUUAGACGAUGCAUUUCGGUCGAAUCAAAGGUUAAUCAGCAAGAAGCAUCCAGUGACAUUCUUGCCACAGUAAAGGCAGCUUAGUCGCGUUUAAUCGUCACUUGCAUGUGGGUCACAAGUUGCGUUCACCAAAGCUAACGGGAUAGAGGGUUUACUGAGUAGAGAGGAAGAAAAUGUGGAGCUCGGUUACUGCGGCUGGCACUGAAAAUGGGCCCGCACCACCUUCCAGAAGCAAGCACAGUGCCACUUUGCUCACCGGGCACGUAUAUCUGCUUGGCGGACGAAACGGCAAUCUCCCCCUCAAAGACCUCUGGCGGUAUAGUCUCGCCGAGAGCAAAUGGGAGGAAUUGCAUCCUGGGGGAGAGAGGCCGCCAGCGCUUCAGGAACACAGCGCGGUAGCUUACAAGGAUUGCCUUUACGUUUUCGGAGGCGAACUCGGGUUUUCCGCAGGCACGGAAACGCCGCUUUGGGUUUACAAUGUCAAGACCAAUAUGUGGAGGAAAGUGAGAGCGCAGCGUGGUUGUGCGGUUCCCAGAGGCAGGAGAGGCCACACCGCUUUAGUUCAUCGUGGUCAGAUGCUCGUUUACGGUGGUUACCAAGAUUUACGUGGAAGCUCUCCGGAAUUGUGGGCAUUCCAUUUCGAAACAGAAUCGUGGCAUCUUCUUUCGUCCAGUGAAAGCGGACCAGCGGCAAGGCAUAAACAUUCAGCGGUUCUACACGGCGAUGCUAUGUAUAUUUACGGAGGUAUGACCGAUCUACAAGAGAGAAGCGAUUGCUGGCGAUGGGACGUGAAUUCUGCGUCAUGGUGUCUUCUGAAAAAUAAGCCAGGACCAGGACCCCUCCAUGGACACGCAGCCUGCAGGCUUCCUAGUUGCAUGCUGAUCUUUGGCGGAGAAAGCGGUGGUUUAGCUACGAACGAACUCUGGAGGUUUCAUUUCGGUACGGAGAUGUGGGAGAAAUUAUCAGUGCCAGGUCCCAAACCUCAACCAAGAGCAGAAAGCGUCGCUUUAGCGGUUUCCGAACUGUUAAUUCGAGGGACCAAUAUCGAUAAUCCAAAACCAAAGCCGAGGAAUCAGAGGACGAGACUUUGUAACAGCAGGAUAUCGCCCAAUGAAGCGCCAACUAGGCCGAGCUUUCUCAGAGAAAUUUCUAAAUUGUCUCAAAUUAAUUUAUCACGAUUAAGUCAUCCGACAAAAUGUAGCUAUUCUGUUUUAAGUGGUCAAGAUGAUAAUGAAGAAAGCCCACAAGAGGCGAAUUCGUAUUAUCCGUUUCAGCAAGUGGACUCGGAGGUCGUCGAACCAUCUACGGGGAUGGUGAAGUCUCGGAGUGCUAAUACGCUGGCACGACGGAGACAGAGACCGCCGGACACAGCGUCCAAAAGUGUCGAUGGGAACAACAGCAACAACGUAACAAGUGGAUCCGGCAUGACCAGAGAUCCAAUUUCAGUACCAAAUUUUCGUGCUCUCACCUUGCCCACUCCAGUAUUGACACCUGUAGAAGCAGCGAGACUCGUCUUCGUCGAUCCAGAUGAGAAUAGUGACGACGAAGAACGAAAGGAACCUCCAACUUCUAGGCUGAUAGAAGUUCAAGAGGAAAGACGAGAUUUUGCAGCUGUGCACCAAGCCUGUCAACCAACGCGAGGGGAAAGUUACAGCUCUCACCUCUACGAAGCCGCGCUUCAAACACCAAAAACGCCAACAACAUCAAAGAUUCCCAUGUCGGCUUCUGUCCGAUUCGCUGAUUUAGAAGAAGGAGAAGAGUCGACGUCGGAUUACGCGAGUAUAGAAGCCAGAAGUCCCGGUGAUCCUCUUGCAGAUGACGACUGGCCAUCAGGUCGGAAGAGUAAACAGUAUCGUCCUAUGGUUACUCCAUCGACGAUACGUGAGGGCCAAUUCGGUUUUUGCAAUCCGAAUUAUCUCGGGUUAAACGAAGUGAAGAGUCAUCAUCAGCAUCAACAGUCUCAAGAUGGAAAGUACGCGAAAUUAUUGAACAGUCCACCCGACAGCGUCCUAGAAGACGAGCCAGGAAGGUCUGCCUCGCAAACGUUCGCGGAAUUAUUGGAACUUCAAGAAAUUAAAAGAGUUCCAAGAGUGCCACCGAAAAGUCUGCCACUGGGUUCUCCUUCGAGAAGAGCAGUCAGUGCGUCAAGGGCUGAAAGGCAACGGGCGAAAAUAGCCGCAGUUGAUAUCAAUGAAUCAGAAACACCGUCGUAUGGACCAGCACCGCUUUAUGUGUUUUUAGUUGGUGGAAAAGAAAAGGGUCAGGUUACUGUAUUCGCCAGGCCUGUGUCCUUGUGGAAAUUGCAAUUAGCACCACACAUCUUUUAAAGACAAAAUAGGUACGUUUGACAAUUUUAUUUAUUUAUCGUAUAUAUUUUGGAAUUUAUGAAAAUUAGAUAAUCGAAGAGAUAGAUGUUAUUCAAUGAUUUACUCGUUGUUUUUAAUUAAUUACAAUCUAUAGACGUAUAGUCGAUAAAUGCAGUGUCCCAGUGCCAAGUGCUACAGACGUCGCGUUCAACUAUGUAAUAUAUAACAUUCUAGGUUUUUAUUAUAUUUGUUCGUAAAUCAUCUAUUUUCUGUUAAUCUCUUGUUUAUGUUAAACCGCUGCUAGUCUCCCUCGUAAUAAUUUUUGAAAUCUCUGUCUGAUAAGAAAUUUUUAUUUAUUAAUGAAAAUAGUGCAAUAUGAGUUGUGAUUAGAACUGCAGAAUUGAUCAGUAAUUCGAUCGGCAUUCGUUCAGUUAAUCGAAUGUUCGGAUUCUAACUUGAUAUUAUCAUUUAGUAAUUGAAAAAUUAUAUUCGAUCGUAAAAUCAAAAUUAAUUUUGUUCAAAUAUAAUAUAAUAGAUAAAAA
Messenger RNA from Ceratina calcarata, 3506 nucleotides. RefSeq names its product tip elongation aberrant protein 1. The record is from RefSeq and is a predicted model, not a curated record. Gene Ontology annotation, molecular function: protein binding. The transcript has 8 exons. Gene Ontology annotation, cellular component: Golgi apparatus. The coding region runs from base 832 to 2985 and encodes 717 amino acids. Lineage: Eukaryota; Metazoa; Arthropoda; Insecta; Hymenoptera; Apidae.